GCCAGGGUGUUUAUGGAGUUAAAAGUACUAGUAAUUGAAGUUGUUGCGUAUUUAUCAAUGAUCAUGAGCUAAUGAUCAUCGCCACUUCUAUAACUACAUCUUGUUUCUCUCUAUGCACGUACGUACUCCUCCUCCUCCUCCUUCUCCUCUCUCUCUCUCUCUCUCUCUCUCUCUCUCUCUCUAUAGAUCUCUGUGGAAGGUGGGAGGUGUGAAGAAUCUGAAGAUGGUACAAUCAAAGAAGUUCAGAGGUGUCAGGCAGCGCCACUGGGGUUCCUGGGUUUCAGAAAUUCGCCAUCCUUUACUGAAGAGAAGGGUAUGGCUAGGUACAUUUGACACAGCAGAAGAGGCAGCCAAGGCAUAUGACCAAGCUGCCAUUUUAAUGAACGGAAGAAAUGCGAAAACCAACUUCCCAACAACCCAGAAUUCAGAAGGAGAUCCAGGGACAGCUGCUACUGAUCAAGACUCAUCAUCCCUCUCUUCCACCUCCACGGGCGCCCUGUCGGAGAUUUUACGGGCGAAGCUCCGGAAAAGCAGUAAAGCACCGUCCCCGUCACUCACAUGUUUGAGGCUUGAUACUGAGAAUUCCCACAUAGGGGUGUGGCAGAAGCACGCCGGGGAGUGCUCGGAUUCGAAUUGGGUCAUGAGGGUCGAGCUUGAGAAGAGGAAUGACAGUAUCAUUGGGGAGGACGCAACGGCGGCAUUGCCCUCGUCAAGCUUUUCUCCGGCAUUCAUGGAAGCCGGGCCAAGCUUGAGUGCUCAUGAGAUGGAGGAAGAGGAGAGGAUCGCGCUUCAAAUGAUUGAGGAACUUCUUGAUCAAGACCACGAGAUUAGGUAGUGUUUGGUUCACUAUAAUGAAGUUCCAGUGAACAAGAUAAUGUUUUUGAGAAUAAAUUCUUUAAACAUUUGUUUACUCUAAAUCAAUUACAUUACGCCGGCCACAUUGCAAAACAGUGGUUACAAUCAAUAAAACAUGACGACGUGGCGCAACAUAAUUGAUUUGGAAGAAACAAAUAUUUACACCAGCGGUGUAAAGAAUUUAAUCUCAAUAUUUUUUAAUGCUUUUGGAGUUUAAAGAUUGAGACAGUACAGCUUUGGUAUUUAUGCUUGCUCUCCUAACUUGGAAAGCCAAGUACUUGAAGAAAAAGAAAAAAAGGAGUUCAGAAUGUCGCGCGUGCUGUCAAGUCGUGCGACAUAUAUAGAAUUAUCCAGACACAAAAAUGUAAAUUUUAUCGGGGUUUACAGUAUUACUGAAUUGAUUCUAUAUAUGUUGUUUAGCUUGGUUGAUAUUGUGGUGUUGUAUUCUGGAUUCAUAAAUAUGGUUUCGAAAAGAGAGUGGAAUUUGGGGUUUUUGUUAGUUUUCA
Messenger RNA from Rhododendron vialii, 1361 nucleotides. Its product is annotated as ethylene-responsive transcription factor WIN1-like. Lineage: Eukaryota; Viridiplantae; Streptophyta; Magnoliopsida; Ericales; Ericaceae. Gene Ontology annotation, molecular function: DNA binding; DNA-binding transcription factor activity. Gene Ontology annotation, biological process: regulation of DNA-templated transcription. The coding region runs from base 113 to 835 and encodes 240 amino acids. The transcript has 2 exons. The record is from RefSeq and is a predicted model, not a curated record.